AUGUGCGAAAACACCCAUUUUCGCGAGCUCGGCCCCCCGGGUGGCCGCUGCUUCCUCAGCGCGCGGGUCCUCGGCGCCCCGGAGAAGGCGGAGCUGGCGCGGGAGGUGCGCGCGGUCUCGCCUCGCUCCGCGGCUCAGCGCACGGGGUGGAGCCGACCGGGGCGGCGUCGGGAGAAUUCGGCGUCGGGCGCGUUCCCCAUGGAGCCCUUGGGAAAGCCUCCUACCCCGGCGGAGGAGCGGCCGUCCGAGAAUCCCGAGAGCAGCCCGAGUCCGGCUGGGACGGUGAAAGAGCCUGGGGGCGCGGGCCAGGCCCCCGCUGGCGGGAAAAAGCCGCCUCCGCCUCGCCCCACGCUCCUUCGGGUGCCGCCACCCAGUCUGGGCUAUGGCGCUUUCCGCCGCCAGGUAUCCGCCAGCCCGGAGCCACCGUCGCCCGGCCCCCUCGGUGGCGAGCUGUCCCGGGACGGCGAGGCGUCGGGGGCCGAGCUGCGCGGCCGCGACGCGGAUGGCUGGAUUAGCCCCACCGAGGGGCUCGCGGCGUCGCUGGCUGCCCCCACCUGCCGCUGCCGCUGCAGAGAACUGGGGCUGGAGAAGGAAGAUUCCUCGCUGCUGCAGCGCUCGGAGGCAGACGCCGCGGCCGCGAAACUGCCCCGGGCGAUAAAGCUCAUAGGGCUACCCGCGUACCUGAGGUCUCUGCAGUGGGCCCUGGCGAUCAUGGCUGUGCUCCUGGCCGUGUCCGCGGUGGCCAUUGUGGUCCUGGCCUCCAGAACAGGGGCCAGCUGCCAGCCGUGCCCCAAGGGCUGGGUGUGGUCCGAGGAGCACUGUUACUACCUUUCCGCUGAAGCACAGGCCUGGGAGGCCGGCCAAGCCUUCUGCUCUGCCCACCAAGCCACCCUCCCCCUGCUGAGCCACACCCAGGCCUUCCUGAGCAGGUACCCAGUCACCCGGUACUCCUGGGUAGGGGCCCGGCGAGGCUCCCAGGGCUGGCACUGGACCGACGGGGCGCCCCUGCCGCCGCAGCUAUUCCCAGAGGAAGACAAGGACCAGCCGGAUCUCCAGUGCGCGGGCCUGCAGGGAGGCAAACUUGUGGCUUUCGACUGUGCCUCUGCGAGGCCUUGGGUCUGUGUCAAGGGCACCGAGUGAUUUGGGUUCCACCCACCCUGAGCCUGUGAGGGGUACGCAGGCCCCAGCGCCACCCCUGGAGGCCAGGUUGAGAGCUGGGACAGCCUCACCUGGACCCAGGCCUCCAGGGCCCUUGCUCAGUGGAUCCCGGGCCCGGAAGGGGCCCCCACGGCACAGCCAGGGGAAGGCUGUGACCGGCAGUGACAGCCUCCCCUGGGGGCGCGGCCAGUCCGGCGCCCACAGGCCCUUCCUGCUCAGUGCAGGUGAGCUGGGGCCUCAGCAGGAGCAGCAAGGCCUCUGCUGGGCGUCUCAGCCAGGAAGGUGUCCGUGGGGCCCCACAGAGACACCGUGUUCGGCAGCCACUGUGCUCGGUUCCACGCCUCAGCAGUCAGCGCUCGACACCCCCAGGACAGCAAGUUAGUGGGGUAGUGUGGACUCGGGGGUCCAAGUCACCACACCCCGAUAACCCAAGCAGAACGGGGACUGGUUGGUUAGAAGGCUCCUGAAGGAUCUCGGCAAGCUUCUCUCACUCCGGCCGCCUCCUGGGGAACAGAUGCGGCUGACCAGCAGCCCAGGGUCCACGUCCUCACGCGAGAGGCCAGUGGGCAGGGCUGAAGCCUCGUCACAGGAAGGCCCGACGGCCUCAGGAGGCGCCGUGGGGCGCUGGGCCACACCGGGCAGGAAUGGGCCCUGCUGUUACCAACACGGGGACCCCCUGCACCAAACCCGCCAGGUCACAGGGAUUCAGCAGGGGCCUCACAAGUGACGCUCAAACAUCAGCGGUUUGCUCGAGCUGUGGGUAAGCGCCGAGGCCCUGAAGGAGGUUUGAGCACAGAAAGGAAAGAAGCCCACGACCAAACGACGACUGGAACGGGUACUGCCACCGUCCCCACCCGAGUCCGCUUAAAUGUCAGAAGGAAAGUUUCUGACAUGCGCACCAGGGACGGCGCCCGGGGCUGACAGUUCCGUCUGGACCAACGUCUGGGAAAGACAAGCGGAGACAAGGGCAGACGGGACCGCUGUCGCUGGGCCGGCGGCCGGGGGUGCGGGGAGGGAAACGCCCGGCAGGUGGGUCUGCUCUGGGUCCCGAUGGUGGUGGUCACAACAGAUGCAUUUGUCAAACGCGUGGACUCAACAUUGCUCAAUGACAGCAAUGACACCAAUA
This is a messenger RNA of Condylura cristata (star-nosed mole), 2284 nucleotides long. RefSeq names its product killer cell lectin-like receptor subfamily G, member 2 (gene KLRG2). The transcript is spliced from 8 exons. Bases 1 to 1140 code for a protein of 379 amino acids. The record is from RefSeq and is a predicted model, not a curated record. Lineage: Eukaryota; Metazoa; Chordata; Mammalia; Eulipotyphla; Talpidae.